Messenger RNA from Linum tenue, 2715 nucleotides. The record is from the annotation of a GenBank genome assembly. Lineage: Eukaryota; Viridiplantae; Streptophyta; Magnoliopsida; Malpighiales; Linaceae.
GCAUGUCUGAUCUUUCGUUCUCUCACUAGAAACCCAACACUACACGAGCCGAGACUGCAGCAAAAUUAUUACCCUUCCUUCUUGACUUCUAUUUCCCCCUCCGCCCUUCUUCCUCUUUUUUCCUUCCCGGUUCCCGGGGGAAAGAAAAACCGACCAACUCGAGGAAAGUUCUGGUCUUUGGCGGGUGGCGGGUGGCGGGGAUGAAGGGAGAAGUGAACAGCUACAGUAAGGUGGUGGUAAUGAAGUCCAAGCUCAAAUGGGUUGGAUUGUUUGGACUCAUACUCUCAGCUCUCUCUCUCUUUCUCCAUUUCACUCUCGCCAGAUUCUCCGACCCAGGCGUCUCCGAUUACUACUACCAGUCCUCUUCUUCCAUCACCAUUUUCUCUUGGCGCCCUGUUUUUGAGCUUCCCCUGUUCCUCAGAACUGGCCCAGCUUACAGAAGGCUCUGGGGUCCAGUCAGAAAGCUUGAAUCUUUGCAUCCCUUUGCCAAUCCAAGAGGACCAUAUUCAGGUCCCAGAUCAGAAUCAAGUGGGUAUAUCUUCGUGAGGAUACAAGGUGGUUUCCAUGACAUCAGGAGCUCGAUAUCGGAUGUAGUUGUCGUUGCUCGGAUUUUGAAUGCAACGUUAGUUAUUCCGGAGAUUCAGUCAACCACGAGCAGUAAAGGGAUUAGCUCAGAGUUCAAGAGUUUUGCGUACGUAUACAACGAGGACCAGUUCACGGCAGCAUUGGUAAAAGACGUGAAAGUUGUAAAAACCCUUCCCAAGAGUCUAAAAAAUGCCAGGAGGAAGAAGGAGAUCCCGUCAUUCAGAGUGCCUCGAUCUGCUUCUCCAUAUUACUACUUGCACCAUGUUCUCCCAGUGCUUAAUAAGCAUUCAGUGGCUGAACUUGUUGUAUCUGAUGGUGGAUGCUUGCAGGCUAUCCUUCCUCCCCAUCUUGAAGAAUAUCAGAGGCUGAGAUGUCGAGUAGCUUUCCACGCCUUGGUGUUCCGACAGGAGGUUCAGGAGCUUGCAACUAAAAUUGUGCACAGAUUGCGAGCUCCUGGGAGACCAUUUAUUGCUUAUGAUCCUGGGAUGACAAGAGAAGCUUUGGCAUACUAUGGUUGUGCUGAACUCUUCCAGGAUGUGCACAGUGAACUCAUUCAACACAAGCGAGCAUGGAUGAGAAGACGUGGAAUUUUUAAGGGGAAACUUUCGGUUAACUCCGAGGAACGACGCCUUAAUGGUUCAUGCCCAUUGAUGCCUGAAGAGGUCGGUAUUCUUCUUCGUGCAUAUGGAUAUCCAUGGGACACCAUUAUCUACGUGUCAGGAGGGGAAGUAUUUGGCGGCCAAAGGACACUGACUCCUCUCCAUGCAAUGUUUGAAAACGUGGUGGACAGGACUUCACUGACCGCAUCAUCGGAGCUAACUAGGAUUUAUGGGCGAGAGGUCAACCUUGAUAGCCAAUUUCCGAGGACACCGCCUUCUAUUGUGCAAGUAAAGAAGGCCGAGGCUUGGAGAAAUGCAGGCCCACGUCCUCGUCCUCUUCCACCCCCUCCUGCCCGUCCUAAAUACCCACAUAACAUCGAAGGUUGGUGGGGAUGGGUGGCUGAGAGCGACAAUGAACCAGAGAGUUCGGUUAUGGAGUUGAGGACCAAUGCACAUAAACUACUAUGGGAGGCAAUAGACUACUUGGUUUCGGUUGAAGCCGAUGUCUUUAUCUCUGUAUUUGAUCGUGAUGGGAAAGGGCGUCCGAACUUUGCCAGCUUGGUCAUGGGCCACAGGCUGUACCUUUCGGCAGCCUCCAAAACCUUCCGUCCAGUCAGGAAGGAGGUUGUGAGGCUUCUGGAAGGGAAUCGUGAGCACCUGUACGAAGCAAACAACACGUGGCUGAAAUCUGUUCGCCAGCAUUUCAGGAAGAGCUUGUUCCAUGGUGCUAUGAAUGCGUCAGUAGCCUCGAAACCUUUGUCAUUCCUCUCGCAUCCUGUCCCUGAGUGUUCUUGCGUUGGAAGUGGCAAUAUCGAAGAAGCAUGGACUGUAUCCCAUGAUGCAUCAAGCCCUUCUUCAACCCUAGCUUCACGCACUCAGUCUGCUGCUGCCGCCACCUUGGGUGUCAAGGAACGUUGCCCAAAGUGGAUGAAUGAUGAUAAUGAGACGAGCUCGAGACUGAAGGAAAAGGAAAUUGAUGAGGAUGACGAGGCUGACAAUGACAAUGGUGAUGUAUCGUCAUCUUUUGGCAUGUUCUUCGAACGGAGUAACGAGAGCGACGGCGGAGAAGUAAACAAAGAAGAAGCUGCUCAGUUGGAGGAUCAAGAAGAGUCAGAGUCCGCCGAGUAACCAGCUGGAGAAGUAGAUGUAACUUAACUUAGAGUAGCUGACCAUGAGAGUAUGUACAAAUAUUUUUGGCUUUCUGUACAUUCUUUUUGUCAGAGGGGAAGCAGUUAUUUCUUCUUCCCAGUGUGCACAAUCAAUCACUGUUAUGUAAUGACUGAAGCCUCAACCAUUUGGCUGCGUGAGGUCUAAUUUUUGGUUGUAGCCUGUUUUCUUUGUUACCCUUUUUAUUGAAUUUUGAAUAGCAGUUUGAUUAUCCUGAACAACUUGGCCUGCAGCACUAUAAACUUUGCUAGUGUCUCCAAAGAGGUCAUAUAGAAUUUGAUGGAGCUUAACACGUUUCGCAGUUUGGAUGCAUAUCAAUGGAAUAUGAUCAGCCAAAUUAUACAGAAACUUCCAUGGAUUUGAA